CUCCAUGUCCACCACAUAAAAGCAAGAGCCCUACCAAUAAAACCGAUAAGCCUCGCCGUCGUCUUCCUUCAAUCAUCUCCCGUAACAAUUAACCAGAAAUGAUCUCACUCAAACCCUCCCCUCACCACAACGGAUCCUCAUUUCUCUCCAAUUCUUCAAAUCUUCAUCAAAAACUCAAUCCAAUUACUAGACUUCGGUCCAAUUUCCCCCCUCCAUUCCGCACCAAAACGACCUUUAGAAUCCGCGCCGAACAGGCCGAAUCAGGCAACGGCGCUCAAAGACGAACAUUCUUGACUCUCGAAGAGGCCGGCCUCGUCGAAGUAUCCGGCCUCAGCACGCACGAACGAUUUCUGUGCCGUUUAACCAUCUCGUCUCUGAAUUUACUGAAAGUGAUAGCGGAGGAAGAGAAAUGUUCUAUCGAAGAGUUGAAUGCGGGGAGAUUAUGCGACUGGUUUCUCAAGGAUAAGCUGAAAAGAGAGCAGAAUUUGGACUCUGCCGUUCUUCAAUGGGACGAUUCCGACCCUCUCUUCUGAGGUUUUCCUUUCCCUCCUCCUAUCCGAGCUUUACUUCUCAGACACAUGAAUUUCUAUUUAUUUACCUGUUAACUUAUUAAUUUAAUUGUUAUUUUAACAUUUUCACUUCAUUAUUCAAAAGCUUGUGAUUUUUAGAAAUAUAACGUUGGUGUUUAAAUUUUAAUUAAAU
Messenger RNA from Cucurbita maxima (winter squash), 702 nucleotides. RefSeq lists its product as uncharacterized. NCBI's taxonomy places the organism in Eukaryota, Viridiplantae, Streptophyta, Magnoliopsida, Cucurbitales, Cucurbitaceae. The transcript has 2 exons. The record is from RefSeq and is a predicted model, not a curated record. Bases 99 to 533 code for a protein of 144 amino acids.